UAUUGUUCCACUUUGUGCCCAGUCCAGUCUUCUUCUACCUCUAGUAUCACUGGAGCUUAACUGCUGUCAGGAGUCUGGACCUAAAAAUGUUUGUGAAUGUCUUGUUUGGAGAGGGCAGGAUGGAAAUGUUCAAUCUCAACUGUAAGCUGAUAAACUUCCUCAAUCAUUUGAAAGAGAGGGCUGGUGUGGACUCCAAAGAUUGUGUGGACCUGAUGGACAGCAGUGGUAAAGUGAUGAACCUGGCAGCCAAGCAGCACAAUUUGGCUCUGGCCAGCAGUGUGCUGGUAGCCAGACACUACUACGUCCUCCUGCGAGUCUGCCGAGACCAUGAGGCUGGAGGUCAGAAAUAUGUCUCCCUUCAGAACAACAACAGUCAAAGUCAUCCUGAAUUAACAGAACUGCUGAAGAGGCUGACUGACAAAGAGCCAGACAGAAAGACUAGAAAGAGACGGAUGCCUCAGACCAAAAACAUUCCUGCAAACAGCAAGAGCCACUAAAUUUAACACUGUCAAUUUAUAUGUAUAAAUCUGAAUACUUUGCUAUAUUUCUAUUUUAACUGAGCUAAAGUGGAUGAUUUCUUUUUAGUUAAUAAUAGUCAAUAUUGAAGAAGUUCAAUAGAAUAAGUUACAUUUUGAGAUUUUAUAUUUCUGCAUUAAAUUGUUACUGUAACCAGAAUGUCACAGAGAGGUAAAUUAGAAGUAUGAGCUGCUGUGUAUCUU
This is a messenger RNA of Pundamilia nyererei, 719 nucleotides long. It is a transcript of the gene c8h22orf15, whose product is annotated as chromosome 8 C22orf15 homolog. The record is from RefSeq and is a predicted model, not a curated record. Lineage: Eukaryota; Metazoa; Chordata; Actinopteri; Cichliformes; Cichlidae. The transcript has 5 exons. The coding region runs from base 87 to 497 and encodes 136 amino acids.